AUGGCAAAACGCAAGCCUCGUCACGGCGCGCGUAGAGCUAUGGACGAUCAACAGGGAAAGGGCGCUGCGGCCGCCGCGGUCUUUUAUACGGCGGAGUUGCUGGAGCACAUUCUCAAGUUUCUAUCGAUGAAGGACCUGCUGCUGGAUCAACGCGUUUGCAAGCAAUGGCGGGACGUGAUCAAGCAAUCGCCAGAGCUCCAACAGAAUCUCUUCUUCCGGCCAAGAGAAGCGCGAGUUUACUGGCUCUGCCGUUCUCAAGACGCGCUGCAUAUGAUCAGCCAAAUCACCAACAACUACGCCCCUGCUGAAGAUGAGCUGGUGUUCCCGUCCGGCAAGCUGAAUCCACCAAUGUUUUCCAUUCCGAAGAUGGACAAUUACGGCGCCGUGCUUGCUGCAGCACAGGGCGGGUUCGAGAGCUUUGAAUUUCGAUUUCCGAAAACCUUUCGCAGCUAUGCGCACAUCCGGGGGGUUCAUGGCGUCGAAUGCUCAUAA
Messenger RNA from Pseudocercospora fijiensis CIRAD86, 492 nucleotides. RefSeq lists its product as uncharacterized. The coding region runs from base 1 to 492 and encodes 163 amino acids. Lineage: Eukaryota; Fungi; Ascomycota; Dothideomycetes; Mycosphaerellales; Mycosphaerellaceae. The record is from RefSeq and is a predicted model, not a curated record. The transcript has a single exon. Gene Ontology annotation, molecular function: protein binding.